This is a messenger RNA of Rotaria sp. Silwood2, 507 nucleotides long. The record is from the annotation of a GenBank genome assembly. NCBI's taxonomy places the organism in Eukaryota, Metazoa, Rotifera, Eurotatoria, Philodinida, Philodinidae.
AUGAAUCAUACGAACAUGAAUAUUACUGAUGAUAAUAAGUCAAGUAGCAAUGAACAGAAAUCAUCUUUUUUACGAGAUGAUUCAAAUCAAAUACUUGAUAUCAUAAAAAAAUUUCACGAAGACAGUGAUGAUAAUCAAAAUAAUGAAACUGAAAAGAAAUCUUUAAAAGUUAAUAAUCAAAAUAGAUUGCAGGACACAAAAUCAGUUCAAUUAUUAUCACAAAAUGAACAAUAUGUUAAACGAGAGAAUAUGAUUGACAAGUCUAAAACAAACGUUAUUGAUGAAACAUUACUACAUGAUAAUUUACUUGUUCAUGUUUUAAUUAAUAUUGAUCCAGAAAUACGGCCGAGUUCUCAUCAACGACGAAAAUGUUCUAUUGUAGUUUCUGCGUUUAUUUUCCUACCAUUAACUAUUAUCAUUGCAACUAUCGUAUAUAUUAUCAUUGUCAUAGUAAAAAAUGUAUCACAAUUCGAUUCAUUAUCAUUUUAUAAGCAUCCACGUUUAUGA